AUGUCUCACAGGAAGUUCGAGCACCCUAGACACGGUUCUCUGGGAUUUCUCCCAAGGAAGCGCGCUGCUCGUCACAGAGGAAAAGUGAAGGCCUUCCCCAAGGAUGACCCAACCAAGCCACCAAAGUUUACUGCCUUCUUGGGUUACAAGGCUGGAAUGACCCACAUCGUGAGAGAGGUCGAGAAGCCCGGAUCUAAGCUUCACAAGAAGGAGACUUGUGAGCCUGUCACAAUCAUUGAAACUCCUCCAAUGGUUGUUGUUGGUGUUGUGGGUUAUGUGAAAACUCCACGUGGUCUUCGCACAUUGAAUACUGUGUGGACCCAGCAUUUGAGUGAGGAAAUUAAGCGUAGGUUCUACAAGAACUGGUGCAAGUCCAAGAAGAAGGCUUUCAGCAAGUACUCAAAGCAGUAUGAAAGUGAUGAAGGCAAGAAGAACAUUCACACUCAGCUUGAGAAAUUGAAGAAGUAUGCAACUGUUAUCCGUGUGUUGGCUCACACUCAGAUCAGGAAAAUGAAGGGAUUGAAGCAAAAGAAAGCCCAUAUCAUGGAGAUUCAGAUUAACGGUGGCACUAUUGCUCAGAAGGUUGACUUUGCCUACAACUUCUUUGAGAAGCAGGUUCCUAUUGAUGCUGUGUUCCAGAAGGAUGAAAUGAUUGACAUCAUUGGAGUGACAAAGGGUAAGGGUUAUGAAGGUGUUGUUACCCGUUGGGGUGUUACCCGUCUCCCCCGUAAGACUCACAGGGGUUUGAGGAAGGUUGCCUGUAUUGGUGCAUGGCAUCCUGCCAGAGUUUCCUUCACUGUUGCAAGGGCUGGUCAGAACGGUUACCAUCAUCGUACUGAGCUGAACAAGAAGAUUUACAAGCUCGGCAAAACUGGUGAAGAGACCCAUGAUGCCCAGACUGAGUUUGAUAGGACUGAGAAAGACAUCACCCCCAUGGGUGGUUUCCCUCACUAUGGUGUUGUGAAAGAGGACUAUCUGAUGAUCAAGGGAGGCUGUGUUGGUCCCAAGAAGAGGGUCAUUACUUUGCGUCAAUCCCUUCUAAAGCAGACUUCUCGUCUUGCCCUCGAGGAUAUCAAACUCAAGUUUAUCGAUACCUCUUCCAAGUUUGGCCAUGGUCGUUUCCAGACAACACAAGAGAAACAAAAGUUCUAUGGACGCCUCAAAGCUUAA
Lathyrus sativus (Indian pea) is the source of this 1170-nucleotide messenger RNA. NCBI's taxonomy places the organism in Eukaryota, Viridiplantae, Streptophyta, Magnoliopsida, Fabales, Fabaceae. The record is from the annotation of a GenBank genome assembly.